Gastrolobium bilobum is the source of this 1040-nucleotide messenger RNA. RefSeq names its product RING-H2 finger protein ATL63-like. Gene Ontology annotation, biological process: protein ubiquitination. The coding region runs from base 198 to 995 and encodes 265 amino acids. The record is from RefSeq and is a predicted model, not a curated record. The transcript has a single exon. NCBI's taxonomy places the organism in Eukaryota, Viridiplantae, Streptophyta, Magnoliopsida, Fabales, Fabaceae.
UAUCAAUUGCAAGAGGCAACACACCCUUAAUUUAUUCACCCCCAUCACGCACUUAACUUCACUUUUACGUAACAACUUACACAUUACACAAAAACAGCAACCACAUGCCCAAGAUUCUGAACCACCCUCCUUCCUAAAACCCUUUCAAGUCCAAACCUUUCUGCAAAAACUGUAUACCCUUUUGGCCAUUCUUCACAAUGCCAACACAAUCCUAUUCACCCAACAAGACCAUGAACACACUGAAUCAAAUGUUUCAGAACAUAUUCUCAGAAAACAGUAACAUCAUGCUUGCAGCCAUUAUUUCCUUGCUCUUAGUCAUCCUCUUUGUUCUGCUACUCCAUCUCUAUGCCAAAUGGUUCUUGGCUCAGGCACAGGCACAGGCACGUGCCCGGCGGCGCCGUCGCCGGAGAACCACCGUGACAGUCUCCGACGUACUUGGCCCUGCCCGGUUUCACCAUUUUCAUAGCUUCAACAUAGAAGACUCACCCAUCUCGAGUUCCCACACCAAAGGGCUUGAUUCUGCUAUCAUUGCUGCGAUUCCAUUGUUCAUUUAUGCAGCUUCAGAAGUAGAGGAAGGUGAUGAUGAUGAUGAUGAUGAUGAUGAUGAGGUUGAACAAGAACUUGAAUGUGUGAUUUGUUUGAGUGCUUUUGAGGAUGGUGAAAUGGGAAGGUGUUUGCCAAAGUGUGGCCAUGGUUUUCAUGUGAAGUGCAUUGACAUGUGGUUGAGUUCGCAUUCAAAUUGCCCAAUUUGCAGAGCACCGAUUGUGGGUGGGAUUGUUGAGAAUGAUUCUCAAAUGGGUUCAGUUGAUGCUUCUUCAGCUUUGGUUGAGAUUGUGAUUGAUGAUAUUUCAAGUUCUGAGAUUAGAGAGAAUGGGAACGGAGGGGUGAGUGUUUCUAUUUCAGAAACUUCAUCAUCUUUGUUUGGGUGCUCUUUGAAGAGAAUGUUAGGCAAAGUUUUCCCAUCUAAUUCCAAUGUAAAUGAAUUACAUGCUUGAGAUAUCAUCUUGUCACUGUCUAUUGUCUACACAAUUAACCAUGAA